UCGAGCAAAUCGGCGCUGAAAAGGAAGAAGCCUAGUUUUGUAGUGCUCCAUCCGAACCAGUACCAGCUGGGGAACAGCAGUGUUCACUGAAACAACGCCUGCCUGGUUACGUUGCUUCCGAGCACCGUGACUGAUAAAGAGCUGGAACAUGGCGGAUAAAGAGGUGUAUGACGAUGCAGUGGAAGAGAGGGUCAUCAAUGAGGAGUACAAGAUAUGGAAGAAAAACACACCUUUCCUGUACGACCUGGUGAUGACUCAUGCUCUGGAGUGGCCCAGCCUUACUGUCCAGUGGCUCCCAGACGUCAGCAGGCCAGAGGGGAAGGACUACGCCGUUCACAGGCUGGUUUUGGGGACCCACACAUCGGAUGAGCAGAACCACCUUGUGAUCGCCAGCGUCCAGGUACCAAACGACGAUGCCCAGUUUGAUGCUUCACACUACGACAGCGAAAAAGGAGAGUUUGGUGGCUUUGGCUCCGUAAGUGGAAAAAUUGAGAUCGAGAUCAAGAUCAACCACGAGGGAGAGGUCAACCGAGCCCGCUACAUGCCUCAGAAUCACUGCAUCAUUGCCACCAAGACUCCCACCUCUGACGUGCUGGUCUUCGACUACAACAAGCACCCGACUAAGCCAGAUCCCAGUGGGGAGUGUAAUCCUGACUUAAGGCUGAAAGGCCACCAGAAAGAAGGGUACGGCCUCUCCUGGAACCCAAACCUCAGCGGCAACCUGCUCAGUGCCUCCGAUGACCAUACCAUCUGUCUAUGGGACAUCGGGGCCGGCCCAAAGGAAGGAAAGAUUGUGGAUGCCAAGACCAUCUUCACCGGCCACACAGCAGUGGUGGAAGAUGUUUCUUGGCAUUUGCUCCACGAAUCCCUGUUUGGCUCUGUGGCUGACGACCAGAAACUCAUGAUAUGGGACACCCGGUCCAACACCACAUCCAAAGCCAGCCACUCAGUCGACGCUCACACUGCUGAGGUCAACUGUCUGAGCUUCAACCCCUACAGCGAGUUUAUUCUUGCCACUGGUUCUGCUGAUAAGACUGUUGCUCUGUGGGACCUGAGGAACCUCAAACUGAAGCUUCACUCCUUUGAGUCGCACAAAGAUGAAAUUUUCCAGGUACAAUGGUCUCCUCACAAUGAGACGAUCCUGGCCUCCAGCGGCACCGACCGACGUCUCAACGUUUGGGACCUCAGUAAAAUCGGGGAGGAGCAGUCAGCAGAAGAUGCUGAGGACGGCCCACCAGAGCUGCUGUUCAUCCACGGUGGCCACACAGCCAAGAUCUCUGACUUCUCCUGGAACCCCAAUGAACCCUGGGUCAUCUGCUCAGUGUCCGAGGACAACAUCAUGCAAGUCUGGCAGAUGGCGGAAAACAUCUACAACGAUGAGGAGCCAGACAACACCCCUGCAUCAGAGCUGGAGGCUCAGGGAUCCUAACCCAGCUCUGCAUGAGUCUCUCUCCAGGCACGACCCCCCCCCCUCUCCCCCACCACCCUCCAUCCCCCGAGCUCCAGACCCAGACCCAGCCUGUCAUCUCCCUCUCCGGCUUAUCAAGUGCAAAAUGAA
Epinephelus fuscoguttatus (brown-marbled grouper) is the source of this 1558-nucleotide messenger RNA. RefSeq names its product histone-binding protein RBBP7. Gene Ontology annotation, cellular component: nucleus; NuRD complex; ESC/E(Z) complex. Gene Ontology annotation, molecular function: histone binding. Bases 149 to 1429 code for a protein of 426 amino acids. Lineage: Eukaryota; Metazoa; Chordata; Actinopteri; Perciformes; Serranidae. The record is from RefSeq and is a predicted model, not a curated record. The transcript has 12 exons. Gene Ontology annotation, biological process: regulation of gene expression.